AUUUUAAGUCGUCUUUUCUUCCAAUAGAAUAGAUUCUAGAAAUCUCUGUAUUAAUAGCCAAUGAUGUUACGCAGAGAGACCUGGACCGCGUUGUUUUUUUUGUUUUUGUAAAUAAUUAGAAAUGUUACCUUAUGCCAGCUCCCCAAGGACGCGAGUCUGUAGUAACUAUACACCAAAAGUUCAGCAAUAACUACAGAGUCAAUUGUGGUUAAUGUCACAAUGUCUAAUGAAGUGAAGCAGCGGAAGAAAGGCGCCUCGUCUAAGGAGCUGAGAAGUUCUCCGGGCUGUAGCCAGACAUCAGGACACCAGUUGCAGCAGGAUGAGCUUAAAGGGAAAGUCAAGGCUGGGCCACUGGUGGAGGCUGGACGCGGAUCUCUGUGCCCGGAGCCCAGGACGGUGCUGUGUUUACUCUGCUUAGCCAUCUGCGCCUCCCUUUCAUGGCUUGUAUUUCAGCAGUCCCAGAAGUUUGCAGUGAUGGAAGAAAAAUAUCAGAUUCUUGAGAAAAAAUCAGAAGUUGUGUCAGAGUUAGAAGGCCAAGUCAACGCCAUGUUUGGAAAGCUUGUGUCUACAGAAGAUAUCCUUGCUGAGGCCUCAUCGUCCUCCUCUGUAGUGAGCCACUUACAGCUUCAAAUGGCUGCUCUUCAAAGAGAAGUAGAUGACAUCCAAAACAACGACGUAAGUUUGUCGGCGAAGAUGCAGAACAUAAAUGCGAGGUUCCAGAACGUGACCGAUACGUGGAGGAAAAGCCUGGACGAAAUAACCCUGGAUACGGGCAUGUUGAAAUCUAAAGCAAAGUCACUCCAUAGCCAGAUCAACACAAAGAUCAAUUCUGCUGAACAGUCCCUGAAACUCCUCAAAGAGAGGAUGGGAGAUUUAGAGGACAGUACCCUAAGAAACACACGUACUGUGAAGAAUCAGGAAGAGAAUGAGUUUGUUCGUGUUGAGGAGACCCUGGACUGGAACACCAAAGCCAUAGAGAGCUUGGAAAAGGAGCAGAGUGAUUUGACCGACGUUCACCUUGAAGUUCAGCAGAACCUAGCUGAGCUCAAACCCAAAGUCGAAGAAUGCAUUAAUAAUUUACCAACAAUUGAGAAGGCAAUCCGCACUCUUCUAAAGGUGUCCAACGAGAUGGUGGAACUCGACAAGAAGACGAACGACCUGACCGUCCAGGUUUUCAACACAGAGGACAAUUUGCUCAAAACUAUCUCUGAAAUACUGGAGAUCCAGAACACCCUGGAAAGGAUUCAGAUAGACAACAGUAUUCUGAAAAUGCAGAACGAUAUAGGUCAUCUGAAGGAAAAGGCAUACAUAGAACCUUCUGAUCCAGACCACACUUUGCUAAUAGAAGAAGAAAAAGAAACGGAGCCGGCCAAUAAGCAGACUUAAUUUUUUGGAACUCUUAAAACCAAUAUUCAUCGGUGAUUGAUGUAUUUAGUGCACUCCUAUUAUUCCUGUUAAUACAUAUAUUUUUACGUACAGGUAGCUUCUACACAAAGAGUUUAAACCAAAAGAGUUGGCACAUAUCAAUAUUUAUAGACUGAUGAGGAUAUUUGUUUUCUAAGAAUGUUGAUGUUUUAAUCACAACACAAAUAAAAGAUGGCAGCUUUCCAAA
This is a messenger RNA of Xenopus laevis (African clawed frog), 1612 nucleotides long. It is a transcript of the gene ikbip.S, whose product is annotated as IKBKB interacting protein S homeolog. The record is from RefSeq and is a predicted model, not a curated record. The transcript is spliced from 4 exons. The coding region runs from base 220 to 1386 and encodes 388 amino acids. Lineage: Eukaryota; Metazoa; Chordata; Amphibia; Anura; Pipidae.